UCAAAAGCUCAAUAUGGUAUUAUUAAUCGCAUUCCGCACUGAAUUUUCGCAAAUCUCGCAAACAAAGAUGUCUUAGCUUAGUGCGAUCGCCCCUAAAAAACUAGAACUCCAAAAAGGACACUCAACAACACUCGAUAAACCAGAAGCGAAGAACCCUAAAGAGGAGAUCCCAGCAAGAUGGCCAUGUCCAAGGUGAUCCGCGUGCUGGAGAAGUCGAUUGCCCCCUCGCCGCACAGCGUGCUCCUGGAGCACCGUCACAAGAGCGACAGCAUCCUGUUCGAGUCGCAUGCGGUGGCCCUGCUCACCCAGCAGGAGACGGAUGUCAUCCGGAAACAGUACACCAAGGUGUGCGAUGCCUAUGGAUGUCUAGGUGCCCUCCAACUGAACGCCGGCGAGAGCACCGUGCUCUUCCUCGUCCUGGUCACCGGCUGCGUGUCCAUGGGCAAGAUCGGCGACAUCGAGAUCUUCCGGAUCACCCAGACCACCUUCGUCUCGCUGCAGAAUGCGGCGCCCAACGAGGACAAGAUCAGCGAGGUGCGCAAGCUGCUCAACUCGGGCACCUUCUACUUUGCCCACACGAAUGCCAGUGCUUCGGCCUCCGGAGGAGGCACUGCGUCGCGCUUCGACAUUACGCUUUGCGCCCAGCGACGCCAGCGAACGGAGGAGACGGACAAUCGGUUCUUCUGGAACCGCAUGAUGCACAUUCACCUCAUGCGCUUCGGCAUCGACUGCCAGUCCUGGCUGCUCCAAGCCAUGUGCGGCUCCGUGGAGGUCCGCACCGUCUAUAUCGGUGCCAAGCAGGCCCGCGCGGCCAUCAUUUCCCGCCUGAGCUGCGAGCGCGCCGGCACGCGCUUCAAUGUGCGCGGCACCAACGACGAGGGCUACGUGGCCAAUUUCGUGGAGACGGAGCAGGUGAUCUAUGUGGAUGGCGAUGUUACGAGCUAUGUGCAGACCCGCGGCUCAGUGCCCCUCUUCUGGGAGCAGCCGGGCGUCCAGGUGGGCUCCCACAAGGUGAAGCUAUCGCGGGGAUUUGAGACAUCCGCCGCCGCCUUCGAUCGGCACAUGAGCAUGAUGCGGCAGCGGUAUGGCUACCAGACGAUAGUCAAUCUGCUGGGCAGCUCGCUGGUCGGCAGCAAGGAGGGCGAGGCCAUGCUGAGCAACGAGUUCCAGCGCCAUCAUGGGAUGUCCGCGCACAAGGAUGUGCCGCAUGUGGUGUUCGACUAUCAUCAGGAGUGCCGCGGCGGCAACUUCUCGGCGCUGGCCAAGCUCAAGGAGCGCAUCGUGGCCUGCGGGGCCAACUACGGCGUCUUCCACGCCUCCGGCGGUCAGGUGCUGCGCGAGCAGUUCGGCGUGGUGCGCACCAAUUGCCUGGACUGUCUGGACAGGACGAACUGCGUGCAGACAUAUCUGGGACUUGAGACGCUCGGCCUGCAGCUAGAGGCUUUGAAAAUGGGCGGCAAGCAGCAGAACAUCUCGCGCUUCGAGGAGAUCUUCCGCCAGAUGUGGAUCAACAAUGGCAACGAGGUGAGCAAGAUCUACGCCGGCACAGGGGCCAUCCAGGGAGGUUCCAAAUUGAUGGAUGGAGCAAGAUCUGCGGCAAGGACAAUUCAAAACAAUCUACUGGACAAUUCCAAGCAGGAAGCCAUUGAUGUGCUCUUGGUGGGCUCGACGCUCAGCUCGGAACUGGCGGAUCGAGCGCGCAUCCUGCUGCCCUCCAACAUGCUGCAUGCCCCCACCACCGUCUUGCGGGAGCUGUGCAAGCGCUACACGGAGUAUGUGCGUCCUCGAAUGGCCCGCGUGGCCGUGGGUACCUAUAACGUCAAUGGAGGCAAGCACUUUCGCAGCAUUGUGUUCAAGGACUCGCUGGCCGACUGGCUGCUCGAUUGUCAUGCUCUUGCACGCUCCAAGGCGCUUGUAGAUGUGAAUAAUCCUUCCGAGAACGUUGAUCACCCGGUGGACAUCUACGCCAUUGGUUUCGAGGAGAUUGUGGAUCUAAAUGCCUCCAACAUAAUGGCCGCCAGCACGGACAAUGCCAAGUUGUGGGCCGAGGAGCUGCAGAAGACGAUCUCGCGGGACAAUGACUACGUGCUGCUCACCUAUCAGCAGCUGGUGGGCGUGUGCCUGUACAUCUACAUCCGGCCGGAGCAUGCGCCGCACAUCCGGGACGUGGCCAUUGAUUGCGUGAAGACGGGAUUGGGCGGAGCCACGGGAAAUAAGGGUGCCUGUGCCAUACGCUUUGUCCUGCACGGCACUUCCAUGUGCUUUGUGUGCGCCCACUUUGCAGCCGGUCAGUCGCAGGUGGCGGAGCGGAAUGCCGACUAUGCGGAGAUCACUCGGAAGCUGGCCUUCCCGAUGGGCAGGACCCUCAAAUCCCACGAUUGGGUUUUCUGGUGCGGCGACUUCAACUACCGCAUCGACAUGGAAAAGGACGAGCUGAAGGAGUGCGUACGCAAUGGAGAUUUGCCCACAGUCCUCGAAUUCGAUCAAUUGCGCAAGGAGCAGGAGGCGGGCAAUGUGUUUGGCGAGUUCCUCGAGGGAGAAAUCGGCUUUGAUCCCACAUACAAGUACGACUUGUUUAGCGACGACUACGACACGUCGGAGAAGCAGCGUGCGCCCGCCUGGACGGAUCGGGUGCUCUGGCGAAGGAGGAAGGCUUUGGCCGAAGGGGAUUUCGCCGCCUCAGCCUGGAAUCCCGGCAAGCUCAUCCACUACGGCCGUUCGGAGCUCAAACAGAGCGAUCAUCGUCCGGUCAUCGCCAUUAUUGAUGCUGAGAUCAUGGAGAUCGAUCAGCAGCGUCGACGUGCCGUUUUCGAGCAAGUUAUCCGGGAUCUGGGUCCACCGGACUCCACGAUUGUGGUGCAUGUCCUCGAAUCCUCUUCAACGGAUGAGGAUGGACCCACCAUCUACGAUGAAAACGUUAUGUCAGCUUUGAUUGCCGAGCUGUCGAAAAUGGGCGAGGUCACCUUGGUGCGCUAUGUGGAGGACACCAUGUGGGUCACCUUCCGGGAUGGAGAAUCUGCCUUAAAUGCGGCCUCCAAAAAGAGCAUUCAAGUUUGUGGAUUAGACCUUGUUCUAGAGCUGAAGUCAAGCGACUGGCAGCAUUUGGUGGACAGCGAGAUCGAGCUGUGCACCACCAACACCAUACCGCUGUGCGCUAAUCCUGCCGAGCAUGCGCAGCUGCUGCAGGCCAUCACGCCCGAGUUGCCGCAGCGUCCCAAGCAGCCGCCCACACGUCCCCCAGCCCGCCCCCCGAUGCCAAUGUCGCCAAAGAACUCGCCACGCCACCUGCCGCACGUCGGCGUGAUCAGCAUUGUGCCCAAGCCGGCGAAGCCACCGAUGCCGCCGCAACCACAAUCUCAGCCGCUGAUUCCAUCGCCGCUUCAGCCGCAACCGGCACCGCCUCGUCCGCCAGCGAUGGAUAAUACGCCAUCCUCGAAAUCGCAAUCUCCCACGGAACUGGCAUCGGCCAGUUCGUCGACCUCGUCGUCAGGCAAGGCUUCGCCCACAGCUCCGUCGGCUGUGCUCUCCGGACCGCCGACACCGCCACGCCAAAUGCAGAGCAAGCAGACGACGCCCACGCGCCAAGUGGCGUCGCCCAAGGAGGCGAUUCCACCCGAUUCCACCGCCUACGAGACCGCCAGCAACAUUUACGAGGAGAUCCAGGAGGAUGUCCCGGCGCCACGCCAUCCGCCGCCAGCUGGGCCGCCGCCGGUGAUGGGAGCACAGAUGGGUCCGCCGCCACCGCUGCCGAAUCGCCGGGGCCCACCACCCAUACCAAAUAGGAGCGGCAAUGUUCCGCCGCUGCCCACGCGACCCGCCAACAACUGAGCACUAAAGGCUACGCACACGGGCUCGCUGUCUUGCACUCCGAUUGCAUUCCGAAUCGCUGUAUUUAAUGUUAUAUAUACUCGAAUAUAUUGGGCCAACCGAGAGGAGAAGGAGGAGGAGAACUCCUGGCAAUAUCUGCACUUUGCAUGGAACCUAUGUUACUAGUGUGUUACCUGUUUGUUUGUUUCAAACUAAAUUUAACCUAGCUAAAGCCCAAAACGACCCCCAUUCUGUUACACUUUUUGUACUUGUUUACCGCUGGCCAGACGUACUCAACCCAAUUGCACCGGAUUUUGCCGAGGACGAACAAAUAAUGAAAUAUCUAAGCGACAAAGUAUUAAACUACUCUGCAUAAAUGUAAUGUUUAAAUGAAUUAUAGCCGUACUAGUCAAAUUAUGAAAUAAAAGUAUAAACACUGGAACUAAAGGAUUGCGAUAUGAAAACGAUAUACUUACACAAAAUAUGUAUCCAUUGUUAUUGAACAAAACAUUAACUAUUAUUCCACAUUGUUAAACUAUCGUUGUAAUCGGUCAAUUUGAGGCUACCGUUUAGAUUUGUGUUUCAGUUGACUAAAAAAGUAUAUCAAUGAAAUUGAGAUAAAAUUGCAAAUUGCUCUGUUCAAACGUUGAAGUUACGCCUAAGAUUAAAUUAAUCCCGAAUCGAAUGACAAACCAAUUAGCAUACAACACAAUAAACAAGUAGUCGCUACUCCAACGGCAUACUCGCUAAAAA
This is a messenger RNA of Drosophila takahashii, 4560 nucleotides long. RefSeq names its product synaptojanin (gene Synj). Gene Ontology annotation, molecular function: phosphatidylinositol-4,5-bisphosphate 5-phosphatase activity; nucleic acid binding. The record is from RefSeq and is a predicted model, not a curated record. Lineage: Eukaryota; Metazoa; Arthropoda; Insecta; Diptera; Drosophilidae. Gene Ontology annotation, biological process: phosphatidylinositol dephosphorylation; synaptic vesicle endocytosis.